UAGGACUAGGAGAGAUGACAGUUGCACUAUAAUAGCUUUCGUUUUCUUCGAAGCUGACAACAAAUAACCAUAGACCAAAGCGCACCAACAAUAUAUAUUCUAAACCGCUGUUUCUUUUCAAGGAUACUGCUCAUACGUGGAUGAGGGUAUUGAUUAUUUAGACAUGAUGGAUCACUUUUGGAUCCACCAACACUGUUAUCCAAAUGAGAACGUGAACACAUACAAUAAAACCAUACUCUAUUAUGGUUUGCACAAUCAAGGGGCAACCUGUUAUUUGAACAGUGUGCUGCAGGUCCUCUUCAUGACUAAGGGCUUCAGAGAGGCUGUGGAAAGCCAAGAGCAGGAUAAUGUUGAACAGAACACUUUUGAUCUUCAGCUGAAAUGUUUAUUUGAGACUUUAAAGAAAAAACAAGCUCACACUAAAGAUGUCACAUCAAAACUGGGCAUUGAAAAGGUGUUCGAGCAAGGUGAUGCUGCUGAAUAUUUUGAGAAGAUUUUAAGCAAGGUCAAUCCGGAUGUGUCUAAGAUAUUUCAAGGACAUUUGAAGCACACUGCCACCUGUUCUAUAUCUGACCGUCAUGUGAACAGUGAGGAAGUUGGUCCAUUUUGGACUGUGCCUCUCUCUAUGGAAGAUAACAACUACAGUGUGAGAGAUGGUUUGGAGGAUUUUUUCAAGUCUUCAACUGUCAGUGGUGACAAUCAGAUGUACUGUGACCACUGCGAUGGGAAAACAGAUGCAAUCCUUGCAUGUAAGAUGGUACAUCCCCCAGAGAUUCUAACUCUGCUCCUCAAGAGGUUUGAGUUUGACUACAACAGGAUGUCUUAUGUCAAAAUUGAGAACUGUGUGGAGGUGCCUCGAAUGUUACAGACAAAGGACUGUGACUAUGAACUCUAUGCAGUUGUGGACCAUGUGGGAAGUCUAAGAGGUGGACAUUACACUGCUAUAAUCAAGUCCUAUGAUGAUCACAACUGGUAUGUGUUCGAUGACAGCUACGUCACACAGCUCAAUUCAAAACCAUUUGAACAAGAUGAGAGUUUUAGGUCCCAGAGUGCGUACCUGCUUAUGUACAGGAAAUUGGAUUCUCCAGAUCGUCAGAUGAACCAUGAAACCGAUCACAAAUGUUCACUCAGUGACUCUCAACAAUCUACUCCUUCCUGUUCCUUUGAGAUGGGAGCCAGCAGAACAAGAGAAGAAGAAGAAGAAGAAGACAGAAAAGUUCAAUCAAAUCAAUCUAUCAAUCCAGUUGACUUGGUAGGGAGAACAGAGGUUGUCCCAGAGGAAAGACAGAAUGAUGAUGGAAAGGUUGGUGAUAUGAUAAGACAGAUGCACAUACAAGUUUUGAGUGGAGAGGAUAACGUUGCGGCUACUGAUGAUAAAGACAAUUCGUUUAAUGGAGAGAAAGAACAGAAAGUAGGGGAUGAUGUUGUUGGACAAAAAGAACAGGAAGGUGAAGUGGCCAAUGUUGAGAUGCAAAAGAAUGAUGAAGGGAGCAGGGAAGAGGGAAUGACAAGAAAGUAUCAUAGUGUAAAAGGAGAACUGGAAGAAAGGAAGGAAGGUGGACAGAAUCAAAGAGAUAAGCCAAAGAAAAGGGAGGUUAUAGUUGUGGAUGUUGUGGAUGAAGCUGGACAGAAUCAAAGAGAUAAGGCAAGGAAACGGGAGGAUAUUGUUGUGGAUGGAGAUCAUGUCUUGGAAAAUGGAACAGAGGGUGAUGUGAUGAGUAGAAAGGAUGCGGUUGUGACUGACAGAGAUGGAGAUAAUGAGAGAAAGAGGAAUAUAGAUGGUGCAGCAAAGACAAAGCCAGGUAGAAUAAUAGAUGACACUGGGGAUGGUAGAACAGCAAAAAUAAAUGGUGGUGAGUUAAAGACAAUACAGGUUGAAGUGGCAAAGUUAGGAGAGGAUUGUGAUGUGACAACGAUGAGCCAAACUAACCACAGUAAAUCUCCCAGUUCAGAUCAUAUGUUUCAGAACAGACUGACAGACAUCCCAGAGGAAACAACCACAUGUUUUUGCUUCAAGAGUAUAAGAGGGAGAGGUGAAAAGAGGAGUGAACAUGACAAAGGGAAGAAAAUGAAAUUGGAGAAGAGCAGAAAAGGUGAAAGGAAGAGUAUGUUAGGAGGGCAGAGUAGAAAAGAGAAAAAUAAGGAAAAGGCAAAUUGAAAGAAAAUUGAAAAGAGAAGAGAGGAGGAAAUAAAGAAAAGCUCAAAGAGAGAAUAGAGGAGAAAAAGAAGAACCCAGUGGGAAAGAGAAAAGGUUACCUUUAAGUUUAAAAUGAUACUAAUAAAUAGAAUGAAAAUCAUGAGAAUGGUUCUAUCUCAAAAAUUAAGUAAUGAACUUUGAUGGUAUUCUCAAUUGAACCAAACAAGGAUUAGUGAGACAGCUGUGAUAAAUUGCUCUUCUAAUUUUGCCAGACUGACAUGGCUUGGCAUUGUGCUUGUGUAUAUAGAUUCAAACAGAGCUAUAGUGGGCACCGGUUGUGAUAAUGAAAUAAUGGUAAUGGCAUUAACUUCGGAUCUGAAUAAUGUAAGGAAUCAUUUUUGUAAUUCAUACAUUUAAUAGAAUUUCAAACCGGAUUCAAAUGACCCUUUUUGUCUCCCCCUGCUUCACACUACCGGCUCAAAUUCAACCCACAUCUUAGAAACUUUCACUUUCCAUCUUUCCAUAACACAUGCUUGAUGUCACAGUUCAGUUCACCAAUUCAGUUCAUGCCAUUGAUCCUUGAACAUCUCUGAUACAGAAUCAUCAUAAUCACUGUUGCCUGCAAAGAUAUGAUUGGAACCCGAAAACAUUAUACUUUUAUUGAAGUGGUGGAUUAUUUUUUAUCACAUUCUCUCAAGCUGGCUAGAUGUUUAUAAUCCCAGAGUGCAACAGACUUAGGUACACUGACCUGGGAUCUAACCCUAACCCUUUGACUAUCACCUUGGCAAUAGGUCACAAAACAGGAAAAUAUAAAAACAGAGACAGGUCAUUUCUGAUCAUGUGAUUGACUACACCUGAUACCUGCCAUAUACAGGUGUAACUGGGAUGUCCCUGGUUGGCUCAUGUUCUCUUCCCUAUGAGUUGACCUAGUUUAACUUUCCACCUUUUGUCCUCUCAUUUAUAAUAUGCUACAAACACACACACACACACAUUAAAAUACAUCAAAGAGAAGUAGUGCUCAUUAUCUGGUCCCCAAGUUGCCACACCAAUAACAAACAAUACUAUUUACUGUGCCACACAGAUUGCAAAAUAGUUGGCAAGAGAUUUUUGAUGUACCGAUUCCAUGGUACAGGGUGUUUGAGCUGAUAUAUAAAACAAGGCAAGAUUCAAGACUUCGUGCUUUUCAGCUAAUAUUAUUAUAUAGAAUUCCCUGCCACCAACAAAAUGUUGAAUAUUUGGGGCAUAAAAUCAUCGAAGCUCUGCAGAUUUUGUUUGUGGGGAUCCAGAAUGAAUAGACCAUUUAUUUUGGUAUUGCCCUCAGGUUUCUGGUCUCAGGUUCAGGAAUGGCUGAAAAUGCAUAGCAUUGAUCUAAAAUUGACCCUAUAAAUAGUACUGUUAGGAGAUCUGGAGAGACUGGGUCAGUCAAUUACUAAUACUCUUAGUAAAAGUAUUUAUCUUCAACAGUCUGUAGAUUCUAUUCGAUUAGAUAGAUUGAAAUUGUACAUUAAACAUCAUAGCAUAGUUGAAAGAUAUGUGUUGCGUAGAAACACGAAGUGGGUGGCCAGCAGAGAAUGAUGGGAUGGGCUGAGGGAAGCUGAGGGUUGGUAUGUGGAAUUGGAGACAAGUGGGAGUGGAGUUACUGUGUGAGAGAGAGAAUGAUGGUCAAAAGAUAAAAGGGAGAAAAAGUCCAAAUAAAACAUAAUGAAAGUACAUUUGAAUGACACUAAGUAGCAGUGUUUUUACAACUAAUGCUGGUUUGCCUGAGGCUGAUGCCGUGCAGUUGUUUGUACACAUGCAUAUACACACACUCUCAUUCAAAUACACACAUACAAGAACACACACAUACAUGUAAUGGAGCCAGACCUGCACACAAACAUCAUAACAGCAAUGCCAACUUUAUAUUCCAGUUGUCCUUGAUGUCCUUUGUUUUAAAUGUAUUAUUUAGUUCAAUGUUUUUGCAUUGUUGUUUGCUGUUUUCUGUCUUUUCCUUUUUUCUCCUUUAGUUCAUUCUCUUUGUUGGUGCGUUGGGGGGGGUUCAUGGGGGUGGGGAAUGUGGGAGGCAUCUCGAAAAGUUGAGGGACAGCUAUUGGUGAACUGUGUGGGGGGGGGGGGGGAUCUUGGAUGGUUUGGGUCUCACAAGAUUGUGAUCAUGAAAAGGAAACUAUGACAUAUAUUUUAUAUCAUUAUCAUGCACACGCACCCUCACACAUAAGUAUGGCUCUGUAGUGGAAAGACUGAUACGUGUUUGAUAGGGGCUGCAGGGUAGCCUAGUGGUUAGAGCGUUGGACUAGUAACCGGAAGGUUGUGAGUUCAAACCCCCGAGCUGACAAGGUACAAAUCUGUUGUUCUGCCCUUGAACCGGCAGUUAACCCACUGUUCCCAGGCCGUCAUUGAAAAUAAGAAUGUGUUCUUAACUGACUUGCCUAGUUAAAUAAAGGUAAAAUAUAAAAAAAAAUAAAAAGUGUCUUGAUAUUGUAUGUUCUAAUACUUUAAUGUUACACCUUCCUUGUGUUUUUUGUUUAAAAAAAACUACAAAACAAUACUAUUUACAAACACUCUACAAAUCACCCUUGCUCUGAACAUAUUGAGCCAUAAUGUAGAAUGAUGUGAUUCUAUAGCAAUCGUUGGGCUCCUGAAUUUGUGAACAGCCAAACCGUCAUCCCUUUGUAUGUCAAUAUUAUUGUACUGUAUGUCGUCACUAUCAAGAGUUAAUCAAAUAUAUGUUUGUAAUCUCAUUUAUAUCGUGUUGUGUCUGUGCUUCUUUAUUAUUAACUCUACUCACAAAAGUAACCCAUUUCAACCUGUUUGUUCUUUUGUUGUCCAUAAUAAUGGAACAUUGUAUACCAACCUUUUUUAGUCCUAAUAAACCUCUUAUUGUCUGAGUACAAUA
Molecule: messenger RNA, 5027 nt
Organism: Oncorhynchus kisutch (coho salmon)
Lineage: Eukaryota; Metazoa; Chordata; Actinopteri; Salmoniformes; Salmonidae
Product: ubiquitin carboxyl-terminal hydrolase 26
Exons: 12
Coding region: 164-2158 (664 amino acids)
Biological process (GO): protein deubiquitination
Cellular component (GO): cytosol; nucleus
Molecular function (GO): cysteine-type deubiquitinase activity
Source: RefSeq, a predicted model, not a curated record